Molecule: messenger RNA, 657 nt
Organism: Biomphalaria glabrata
Lineage: Eukaryota; Metazoa; Mollusca; Gastropoda; Planorbidae
Exons: 5
Coding region: 156-524 (122 amino acids)
Source: RefSeq, a predicted model, not a curated record
AUAACGUCAUCUAAACAUUAGAAAAAAAUGCAGGUCUAUAGGCCUAUACAGGCCUCUAAAUCCUGGUCUUCUAGUUACUAGAGACGCUCUGGAUUAAAACUGCAGAAUUUUAAUGACAAUCAAGUCUGUAGGAGCAAAGGCAGUUCAAUCAAUAUAUGGCCGGCGAAAAGAAGAUUGCUUUUGAAUUUGAAGCAGAAGUGGAUCCUGUAGAUCACAUAGAUACAACUGUAGCUAUUAUAACUGGACAGACAGUGCAAGUGAGCUUACAGUUGAACAACACAAUCAGGCAGGAAAAAGAAAAUAUAUUAUUUCAAAACAAUGUUGCUGAUCCAGAUUUGUAUGUCAUGAUACUUUGUGGUCAAGACUCAAGUCGCAAGAUUUUAUCUGAUGAAGCAACUGUCAGAUUUUAUAAAGACCAGCUGAUGGAAAGUAAUGCUCAAAUAGAAAUAAACCUACAGAGCUAUGCCAAUGAACAACAAGCUUCAGCAGCUGAUAGUCAAAAAUAUAACUUUAAGCUUAAGUGAUAGUCAAAAGUAUAACUUUAUGCUUAAUUGAUACUGUUUAUGCAAAAAAACAACAUUAUCUUGUUAAGAUUUUUGUUUAUUUUAACCUUAAUUUUUUGUUUGUUUUUGGCUUUAAUAAAAUUCUAAUUUCGGA